AUGACGAAACAUGUGUUCGUCAUGGUCAUCUACUCAUCUGUAUUAAUUGAAACUAUCACUGAACAAGUUGUUCAUCCAACACUAGACGAAGAAUAUCCGUUAACAUUGAUGUGUCCUUGUAGUCAAAUGCCUAUUCCGUACGAAGAUUUUGUUCAAGUCUGGUGGUAUCAAACUUUAUCAUUCCCGAAUAAUCCAACGGCAGACAGUGGUCAAUACGCGAAUCGUUUGCCGUUAAGUACAUAUAUUGCACUAGUAAAAUCUUAUGUCGAUUCUGACUUACAAGCUGUAAAUGUAUGCGCAAUGCCCUCAUACGUCAAGAAAUAUAUCGAUGGUACGAAAUGUUUUUGUGCACUUGAUUCCAGUUGUAAUUUAGAAGAUUGGGUGUUGACAGCAGCUUCACUCAAGUCCGUGUCUUGGGGACUUCCUGGAAUAAUUGGAGGUUAUACUAUGGUUGAUACUGUGUUCAGAUCAUCGUUUGUAUCUUGGUUAAAUGAUGACUUGAACUCUACGUUGACACGAGUCUUGAAGGAUGCGGGUGCAGCUGUACCUCGUUUCCCAAGAAUACUUAGCUCAACAGUUCCGAAUCGAUAUGCCACAACAGCAUCAGCUGAGUCGAUUUUGAAUCAUCUGAUGAUUGAAGAUUGGAAUGUGACUUAUUCCUACGAGAAUUAUUAUUUUAAAUGUUUUUGA
Molecule: messenger RNA, 690 nt
Organism: Adineta ricciae
Lineage: Eukaryota; Metazoa; Rotifera; Eurotatoria; Adinetida; Adinetidae
Source: the annotation of a GenBank genome assembly